Daktulosphaira vitifoliae (grape phylloxera) is the source of this 3439-nucleotide messenger RNA. RefSeq names its product serine/threonine-protein phosphatase 4 regulatory subunit 3A (gene flfl). Gene Ontology annotation, biological process: protein dephosphorylation; DNA damage response. Gene Ontology annotation, molecular function: protein phosphatase activator activity. The transcript has 13 exons. Bases 568 to 2967 code for a protein of 799 amino acids. The record is from RefSeq and is a predicted model, not a curated record. Lineage: Eukaryota; Metazoa; Arthropoda; Insecta; Hemiptera; Phylloxeridae. Gene Ontology annotation, cellular component: nucleoplasm; protein phosphatase 4 complex.
UGAGUUGGUGAACGGAACGCGUUCGGAGUAUUUACAAUAUUAUUUCUCCCGUCGUAUACUAGAUAUUUUUUGUUUUCAAAAUGGCCGUGUGUUCGCUGUUUGUUUAGUGUGUACAAUCGCGAAAUGUAUAUAUCUCGUUUUCUUAUCGAAUUUAAUUCUAGCUCGUUAGGCGUGUGUACGUCGUGCCGUGUAAUUACACUGAACGCGGUUGUAUAUUAAAUAUUGUUAAUUUUAUCGGACGCGUCGUGUCAAAAUUCGCGGGUUCUGAUUUGUUGCCGCUACUUUUAAUUUUGUUUCUAUCCAGUUCGCGCAAAUUUAUAAAGAUAUCUUGAUUGGACAUAACUAUUUUUUCGUUUUUUUUUUUAUCGAUACCACCUACAUUUCUUGUAAAAUGCAUCGUUCAAGAAGGUAGUUGGCACUACACUAACUCGCAUUGGACGUGCACCUUGAAAUUGUUUCUUCUUGCACAUUACUACAAAUAGUUUAUAUUUUAUUAGUUCUUAAAUUAACUGCGAAGGAAGCUUAAUUCACAUAUAAAACUAUUUCUCUAGCGAUGAACAUUGACUUAUGUUCGGCGCAAUGACGGAUACUAAACGUCGAGUGAAGUUGUAUGCUUUAAAUGUUGAUCGCCAAUGGGACGAUCGUGGUACUGGUCAUGUUUCGUGUACUUAUGUCGAAAGACUUAAGGGUGUUUCACUCUUGGUUCGAGCUGAAGCUGACGGAGCCCUUUUGUUAGAAUCCAAAAUUCAACAUGAUACUGUAUACCAAAAGCAACAGGACACAUUAAUAGUGUGGUCAGAGGCUGAUAACUUUGAUUUAGCAUUAAGUUUUCAAGAAAAAGCUGGUUGUGAAGAAAUAUGGGAAAAAAUUUGCAGUGUCCAAGGCAAAGAUCCUACUAUAGAAACUACUCAAGACAUUGUAGAGGAAUCUGAAGAUGAAAGAUUUGAUGAUUUGUCAGAUUCUGCUCCACCUGUUGAAUUACCGCCUUGUGAAAUUGGCAGACUCAAAGAAAUUAAAGAUCUCUUUAUGACAUGUAUGGCUACUCCUUUAAAUAAAGACCGAUUAGCUGAAGCAAUAGAGAAUGAUGGUUAUAUCCGAAAAUUAGUUAAACUAUUCAAUUUGUGUGAAGAUCUCAACAAUUUAGAAGGUUUACAUUGUUUGUAUGAUAUCAUCAAAAAUAUUUUUCUUAUCAAUAAAAAUGGCUUGUUUGAAAUGCUUUUUGCUGAUGACAUAAUUUUUGAUGUAAUUGGCUGUCUGGAGUAUGAUCCAACACAACCCAUCCGGAAAUAUCAUAGACAUCAUUUAAAAAAUGUUUCUAGAUUUAAAGAAGUUAUUAUGAUAACUAACAUGGAAUUAUUGAACAAAAUACACCAAACACAUAGAGUACAAUAUAUACAAGACGUUGUUCUUCCUACUCCAUCUGUUUUUGAAGAUAAUAUGUUGUCUGCACUAAAUAGUUUCAUAUUUUUCAACAAAGUAGAAAUAGUAACUUUAAUCCAGGAAGAUGAAAAGUUUCUACCAGAUCUCUUAGGUCAACUACAAGAUGAAAAUACACCAGAUCCUAGGAAAUUAGAACUAGUACAGUUCCUUAAAGAGUUUUGCAAUUUUUCACAAAAUUUACAACCUCCACAAAAAGAAAAUUUCUUCAAGACUUUAACAUCUCUGGGUAUUUUACCAAUGCUUGAAAUGACAUUAAUGUCUGAGGAUGUAAACAUCAAACAAGCAGCCAUUGAUAUUCUUACCAUUCUUGUAGAAUUCUCUCCAUCUGUAAUCCGAGAGUAUAUACUACAGCAGUCAACGGAUAAUGUAUCGCAAGCUAAUGGCAAUGAAGUGGUCGAGCUUAUGCUGAUGAAUGUUAUUAUCGAGCAAAUGAUUUGUGAUACUGAUCCUGAUCUCGGUCGUGCUGUUCAACUAAUGGGUGUUAUACGUGUAUUGAUUGAUCCUGAAAACAUGUUGCCUUCAUUGAGUAAAGUUGAAAAAACAGACUUCUUAAAUUACUUUUAUAAAAACAGUGUUCAUGUCCUUAUUGCACCUUUAUUAGCUAAUACAGUUGAUGGUGAACCAGCUCGUGAUGAUUACCAAAAUGCACAGUUAUUGGCACAUAUACUUGAACUAUUAACUUUUUGUGUUGAACAUCAUUCUUACCACAUAAAAACUUGUAUCCUCAAUAAAGAUUUACUGAAACGUGUCUUAGUAUUAAUGAAAUCAGCUCAUAAAUUUUUGGUAUUGGGAGCUUUAAGGUUUAUGAGAAAAAUUGUUGCUCUAAAAGAUGAAUUUUACAAUCGUUACAUAGUCAAAGGAUGUUUAUUUGGUCCUGUAAUUGAUUGUUUGUUAGAAAAUAAUGGGCGUUAUAACUUGCUUGAUUCGGCCAUCAUUGAGUUAUUUGAAUUCAUUAAACUAGAAGACAUUAAAAUUCUAAUAGCACAUAUUGUUGAAAAUUAUGGCAAAAAGUUUGAACAUAUUGAUUAUGUACAAACUUUCAAAGCACUAAGAAUACGUCAUAGUCAACAUACAGAAAAACUUAAAGAGAAACCUAUAACCAAUUGCAGUAUGACUGUAUCAACUGGACGUUUUAGGCGUGAUCCACGACAGUUAGAAGAUGAAGAAGAAAUUUGGUUUAAUAACGAAGAUGAUGAAUUUGAUGACAGUGAAGCUGUUGUUCCACACACAGGAAUGACUAGUACUACACCAAUGACAGCCUCUGAACAAUUAGAUUCUAUUGGUAAAAGUAUUGAUAAAAAAUGUGAAGGAAGUAGCACUAAAAUAUUUGGUACUACGGUUAAUAAAACAAAUCCAGUUAUAAACAAUAAUUUGGCUGUUACCCCAACACUUGGUUCAUCUACAGAAGAUCCAAAAAAUAAUUCUCUUUUGAAAAAAGCUCUAGUCGACUAUGAAGGUGAUUCUGAUGAAGAAGAAGAUGAAAAUGGCGACCUGAAGUCCCCCACUAAGAGGCCACGUUAUACAUAAUUUGUAAUUUUUCUUAAAUUUAUAGUUAAAUUAAUCAUUUCUCGUUUUGUCGUACAAAACAAAGUGUCACUUGUAUAUUUUAAAGUAUUAGACUUAAUGACAUCACCUCCAUGUGUAAAUAUUAGUAAUACUACAUAUUAUGAUUACUUAGAAAAGUUUUCAUAUGUGUUAAGCUAAGCUAGGUAAAUGUUGCUUUUAAACAUUUUUAUUUUUUACCCAAAAUCCUGUAUAUUUGACUGUCCUGUGGAAUAUUCAUAAUUGUCAGUACUUAACAAUGAUUAUUGUAAUUAUAAUGAUAUAUAUCUUUAUAUAUAUAUUGUACCUGGUAUGUAUUUGUGGUAAUAGAAACCGAUCAGCAGUUAACUAUUAAAUAACGACAUGUGUCAUUUAUGCAUGAAUGAGCCCAUUGGUUAUUUAAUAAAACUUCUAUUUUCUUAACAAGGUCUUUAAAUUAAAGCAAUUUUUAUAUAUA